AACAAUGCUUAUUCACCUACCAUAGAGAACACAGUACCUUGAAUAUAUCAUUUGACGACCAUAAUCAAAGGUUGCCUAAAUAUCCAACAUAUCACUAUUGUUUGGCGACCCUGGUAAGUAGUUGUCGAAUUCUCUCAUUGAAAAUAAUAAAUUAUGGUUGCUGAAAUUGUAGUCCUUCACUAACAAUUUCCGGUUUACUCAAAUCAUAUUUUCUUAGAAACUAUCUAUUAUAGCAAUGAAUGAGCUUUUUCCUAUGCUAAAUGUCGGUGUUGCCUCUUGUCAACUUCUUUUUCACAUUUAAUGGACGAAGAAGGUUACUUCUUUUGGCCCAGCUCACGCAAUGAGAUAAUUCAAAUAUUUGGUUCAUAAGUUAUGUAUUUUAUUGACUCUGAAAUGUAAUCUCUAAUUGCUAUUGUUUUUGCAUGGUGGUGAUUCAGGUAAAGCCAAUGUCGUCUGGGAUAGAGUGGUUGUGAUGGGGAAAAGAAAGAGGGGCGAGGACUGCAUGAAUUAGUCUUUAGGAGUUAAAUAUGUACGGCAUGCAUAUUGUGGAUGUUUUUUAUUUUUUUAUUAUGGAUGCAUAUGUGGAUGUUGUUAAUGGAAUGUGACACAAUAUUGAUAGCUUGAAUGAAGGUAUAUAGGUAAAAAAAAUGGUAUUAUGUGACUAUGAAGCUUAUUCUAAGUUCUUCAUGGGCUUGAAAGCAUAUUUUAAAACCACACCAUCUCAUUUAGCCUCACCUAUGCAAACAUAGGGGUGUUUAAACGGAGCAAUUACCUUGGUAACCAUUUUAAUCGAUAGUAUCUGGAUAGUUUGGUUUGGUUAAUUUGGAUAAGUGAUUUGGUUGGGUUAAGUUUUUUAGCUUGUUUGGCUUAGGUGGUUUGGGUUGGUAUCGGACAUUCGUAACCAUUGAAACUAAACUAACCAGUUAAGUAAAUAGCCAUAUAUCUAAUAUAUAUUAUAUACACAUAUUAAAUAUUUUGCAUAACCACUCAAGAGGAAAACGUUUCUCCCUUUUAGCCUCAUAAAAGAUAAAGCUCAAUAUUGUUCAUAUUCAGUAUAUUUAUAUUUGUAGAGUGUAGACCACAACAUAUGAAUACCUAAGUUAGAUAAAAUCUCAUACAUUGUGUUGGAUGAAAACUUGAAAGGAAAGUAUUUUUAACCUAUGAUAAUUGUUAAGAGACUAAGUUAAUUCACACCAACACAAAUAGUUCACUAACCACAUACCAUUGGCAUAUAUUUUUGCUAGGUGAAUAUUUCUCUUGAAGGUAAGAUAAUCUUACCUUCAAUAGAAAUAAUUAGAUAAAAUUAUUAGUUGCAUGUGUUUAUAUUAAGAUUUAACUAUAACUAUGUGUUGAUUGCUAUGAUUUAUUCAUUAUAUAAAUUGCGAAUUAAUGAAUUAAUCAGAAAGUUUUCUCACUUGACAAUACUAGGAUGUUAUAUUGGUUAAUCUGGUUAACCAAUUAACCUAACCGAUUAAAAUUUAGUUUGUUUGAUAUGGUUGUUGUAUUAGUUUGGACAGUUUGGUUAUGAUAUUGUAGGACCAUUUGAACACACCUAUGCAAAAGUUCUAAGUUCGAAAUUAUGAGGGUUUGGGAAAUAUUAAGGCCACGAGAAACUAUGGUAAGUGGGUUUACUCUAUUAAGGGGAAAGACUAGUGUGGAUCAGUUUAGUAUAAUCUCUUGGCUCCUAGUCCUUGCAGCAAUACCUACAAGAGAUAAGAUGUUGAGAUGUUGGAAGAUCAUAGAUGUUGCAUGUGUCUUGUGCAAAAAUGAAACUGAAUCACGAGAACGUAUGUUCUUCAAAUGUUCUUUCUCAAAGACGGUGGUUGCUUUGUAUAUGGUUUGGAAUUAUUUUGUAAGGCAACAUGAGAUGAUACCUUGGUUGUUGCUUGUGCGCCAUCAAAAUGUCGAUUUGCUGCUAGCAGAUUGUACAUUCUCCUAUGGAAUGCUUAUGUUAGCUAUAUAUGGCAGGAUGAUCACCCAUAACUAACACAGGAAAAAUAGGCAAGGGCACCUAUCGUUCUAAGGUGGUAUAGUAGGAAGCAAGGUCGUAUCGACAGAGACUUCGUGUACUAGUACUCAACUUUUACCUAUUAUCUGGUCAAUCGUUUUUAGUUGAUUUUCGUUUAGAUAUAAAAACACAUGUAAUAAUAAAAACACAAUAAAAUAGUUUUCAAAGUAAAAUCAAGUGGAGAAGGCGUUGUCCCGGAAGUGAAUUCCCCUAAUAUGCAUUUUACAGACAAGUUGAAUUGAACAUAGACGAUUGUUCAUAUCUUAGAUCGUGAAAAUUUCCAAUUUAGUGUUUACCCGUUCGCACAUGUAUUAACACCCUUUCGAUUUAAGAAUCAAGUGAAACCGUAGCUUAAGUCUCUUAAACCAAAGCAUUAACCAGAUUUGUGAAUUUUCGUAUUAGGUUUUUAAGCUAAUCCAGAGGAACUACGUGACCCCAUCGCCGGUGGCUUCGAUCAAUUCGUUCUUUUCAUGAGAGAUCUAACAUGCAAGAUUACCUCGCAGUCUCAUUUACAUGUAUCAUACAAAAUAUUCAACAUACGCGUACUAUUGAUACUUGCACAUGAUAAGUCGAGAAAGGAUCGUAAGAAUGAGAACAACACGUCUAUAUCAAAGUUACCACUCAAUCCAUAUAAAGCAUAUUAGGGUUUAUCAAAUCCAGAACAAAUAGAAGAUUAGCCGAACAUGAUGAGGUUUAGAAAGAAUAAGGUUGAGAACAUUACCAUGAUGACGAUGAUGGCGAAGAAUGAAGGGGUUGAGAAUACGGUAUGUACAUUGAGUUAAUAGAUUACACCUAGCAAACUUCCGACGGGGGAAUAAUCGUUGGGCGAAAAUGGUGGAAACCGACCAAUCUACCACCACAUAUGAUUAUCAAAACCCCACAGAACAAAAGCUUACUUCGGUAAUCUCAAUAAUGCAAUAUACCACGGUAUUCCCAAAUACAAACACGAACAUGAAGAACAUGAUGGAAGAAGUACGAGAUGAUGAUGAUUAAUACGAAAAAAUGAGAGUUUUGACGGGAAAUGAAAACAACACUUUGAAAUAAAGUACACAAAAGGAGGACAGAAUUUGGGUUGGUUUCUGGGCUAUAGUGAGGGUAUUAUUUUAGCACCCUUUUCUUCUCUUGCAAGGCUCUAUUUAUAGGCAGCAGUAAGCCGAACAUACCCUACAACACGGUCAUGUUCCAGGCCGUAUUCAUAGCUAGUCGUCAUAACGACUUGUAAGUACUUGCAGAGACUGAUUGGCGAGUUUUCUUCUGAACGUGGUCAAAAACACGACCGUGUUCCCUUGUAGAUAGCCAAAAACUGUCGGUUGAAUGAUUGAAACGUGCUGGAAUUGGUUGACACCCCCAAACACGAUAGUGUUGACAAGCCGUGUUAGAUCCAGCGAACGGUAUCGUCAUAAAUGUUAUCUUCUGCCAAAAAUGAAUGCAAGACGUGGCCAGAUGACCAACACGAGCUGGAACACGGUCAUGUUGGUACCCAUGUUCUUUGUUUAAUGCUUUCUUCAACGUGGCACGAAAUUGGAGGUGUUACUGGUGCACAUGGCUUGGAACAUGGUCGUGUUCCAGGGUGUGUUGACCUCAACAUGUUUUGUGAACAUGGCAUGUUCCUGAGUGUGUUGAUGUUGAUGUGGUCGCGGAACAUGGCCAUGUUGGUCCUUUUGACAACUUUUCCUUCAGUAAUCAACAGUAGUCUAACUCUGCAGUUGCGGUUUGACUCUGUAUCAUCACUUGACUCGUCACAAUCAUAGUCAACAUGUUUCGUAUAAUAACACCAAAGGGGACGCGACUGGUGUGGUACGACUCUUUGCCCUCCCCGGGACGUUACACACUCGAGUUCCACCAAUGCCAGAUUCGAACCCUAACCAUCGUUUUGCUUUCUUCCUCUAUGUUCCUCGAACUUUUGUUUCUUUUGGAUAUAAUGACCUAAAAAAUCACUCAAACACAAAACCAAGCGUAAAACUGUAAAACCCAUACAUACUUUAAAACAUUCACAAGAUCAUACCGAUUAAAAUCUUUUACAAUUCCUUUAAUUUUACAACCCAAACCAUAAUUUACAGAAACUUUUAAAACUUCAGAACACAUGAUAGUAUAGAAGAUCAUCUUCUCUCAAAAUACAAUAAACAAGUCAUGUCGGAGUCCGAGUCCACCAUCCCACCUCAUUGAUGACGAGCUGAGCCUUGCUGAGUUCCCUCGACUUCUAGUUCAAAAGUUCUAAUCUGGGGAAAAAUGUUUGACGGGGGCGAGACGUCACCUCAGUGAGUAAAAGCUAACCUACCAAAAGUAUCAACACAAACGUAGUAUCUGGUGAAUUCAAACGCCAUUCUUAUUUCUUUUCCCCCAACAUGACUGAUCAUUCGGAUUUACUUUGUUCUUUCAUCCCAUACAGAAAAUCAUCACGAUUCAGUAACCAAUUGUACACAUACACAUACACACACAUAUACGCAUACGCAUACACAUACACAUACACAUACACAUACACAUACACAUACACAUGCACAUGCAUACAAUGAUGUUAGCCAAAUUACGUGUAUUUUAGCCUUUAGGUUGCCACGUCAUGUACUUCCCCGGGUAUUUCGCAGCUUUUGGCAUCCAGUGCCAGGCUGGUCGGACCCUAUAUCAUCUCGCAGCUUUUGACACCAUGUGUCGGGCCGGUCGGACCCCAUAUCACUUCGCAGCUUUUGACACUAUGUGUCUGGCCGGUCAGACCCUCAUAUCAUACAGUACAUAACGGCCCCUUUUAAUUUAAUUUAGGUGCUCAGACAAUUCUUUAGUUAGUCAAUCAAGCAGUAUCAUCAAUCAUGUAAGACAUAUCCAUUCACAAAAUCAUAACAUUCACAUAGUCACAUUCAUCAUUUCAUAAAAUCAUAACAUUCACAUAUGCAUAUCAUCGUCUUAUAAACUUCCCAUCAUCACAUUUUCGCCUUAUAGGCUUUCCAGUAUAACACGAUAGCCAGUUAGACUAUCCAAUAUCAUCACGUACUGGCUAUACUCCCCUCAUCGCCUUAUAGGCUUUCCAAUGCCGUAACAUUGCCUUCCAGGCCCUUUCCAUAUCACACAUACAUCACGAUUUCCGUUCAUAAUCAUCAUUCAUCACGUAUCACACAUACGUUGUCACGUAAUCAUGCACACAUCACAUUUAUUCCUCAUCCAUCACAUAUCAUUUAAUUCACCCACACAUAAUCACAACCAAGUAUAAAUCUCACAUUUCAUGUUCCAUAUUCGGGCCGCUUCAUAACCCGAAUACCAUAUUUGUAUCCAUAUGGUUAAUAGGUUAGAAUUUACUCACAGCUUUGUUGUUACUCUGCUAUUCCCUUGCCUUUCGAUGACUCCCCAGCUUUCUCCUUCCCUUUAAGAAGGUACAUAACUCCGCUUAAUACCAUAACUCUAUGUUCAGUAAUUAGCCAUCAAAAUUAACUAUUAAUCACAUAAUUAAAACAAUAGUGUCCU
Messenger RNA from Linum trigynum, 5458 nucleotides. The record is from the annotation of a GenBank genome assembly. Lineage: Eukaryota; Viridiplantae; Streptophyta; Magnoliopsida; Malpighiales; Linaceae.